AUGUUGCAGAGCCAGUAUACCCACUCAUUUGAAUCUAUUUUACCACUCCUGUCCUUAUCAAAUCUUUCAAAUAUACCCCCUCCAGCUCUGAAGGUUGUAAAACAGAGAAGUGAACUCCUUGGGUCCUAUCUUCUUAACACUGGUGUUGGUGAAGUGAUAAAUGAGGAGGUGCACGGUUCUCAAGCUGAAGCUCUGGUUGUAAGAAGACAGACCCCUCUCCAAUUCCUGGUUAUCGAUCAAACUGCUUCCAUCCUGAUCUGCCACCUGGAAGCACGCCACGAUGCUAGGAUCAGUUCCAGGAGGGAAUGUCGAUGGCAACAGUGCUUUAUCCCAUAG
Molecule: messenger RNA, 336 nt
Organism: Lathyrus sativus (Indian pea)
Lineage: Eukaryota; Viridiplantae; Streptophyta; Magnoliopsida; Fabales; Fabaceae
Source: the annotation of a GenBank genome assembly